AUGAUCUCAAAGACAAUUACUUUUUGUGCUUUAUUGGCUCUGUCAUAUGCAGAAGUCAUCCAACCAGCACGUUACCCUGUUUCGCCUCUAAAUACGUUUUAUCCUGAGGUACCUUCAAAUAUUUUACACAAUCACAUAUCCUCUUUGGUAGCUUAUCAAUCAGCUCCCUUAAUAUAUCCUUCGCCCAAUUUAUAUUCGAACAUCUUACCUCAACAAUUCUAUCAAUAUGCGGCUCCGAAUUACCCAUAUACUGUAGCCGCUCCUUUACAAUAUUCUGGCGCUAUCGAAGAAAUAGUAUCCUUAAACGAAGAACCAGUCGUUUAUGUAGAACCUGUGGUAUAUGCAACUCGUCAACACGUCAAUCCUGAAGCCGUCGUUGAAGCUCAGCCGGAACAUGAGGAGAAGCCACAUUACCUCUUUGCAUACUCUGUAGUGGAUAAUCAAACUGGUGACAAUAAGCAACACCAAGAGAGGCGGGAGGGCGACAUCGUUCGAGGGGAGUACUCUUUACUCGAAGCUGAUGGAACUGUACGAAGAGUUGAAUACACAGCUGACCCUCAGAAGGGAUUUAAUGCUAUAGUAAGCAGAUCGAAACCAAAGGAACAAAUUGAAGCAGAGGCUAUCAAAGUGGCUAAAGCUCUCGCUCAAUCGCAACAUUAA
Messenger RNA from Colias croceus (clouded yellow), 660 nucleotides. Its product is annotated as cuticle protein 21-like. NCBI's taxonomy places the organism in Eukaryota, Metazoa, Arthropoda, Insecta, Lepidoptera, Pieridae. The record is from RefSeq and is a predicted model, not a curated record. Gene Ontology annotation, cellular component: extracellular matrix. The coding region runs from base 1 to 660 and encodes 219 amino acids. The transcript has 3 exons.